Molecule: messenger RNA, 2380 nt
Organism: Apus apus (common swift)
Lineage: Eukaryota; Metazoa; Chordata; Aves; Apodiformes; Apodidae
Product: AN1-type zinc finger protein 5-like
Exons: 6
Coding region: 312-953 (213 amino acids)
Molecular function (GO): DNA binding; zinc ion binding
Source: RefSeq, a predicted model, not a curated record
CUGGAAGCGCGCAGGCGUGCAGGCCUUAGCAUCCAGGAGGCGGAGCUGACGCAAGCGGACUGGAGGAAUCGGGUUCCUCCACCCUUCAAUUUUUUCUCUUUUUUGCGUCUUCCUUUAGUCCUUCUGCGCGUCUCUCGUUCUGCUGUGCUGCUGCAAAAGGGAAGCAGCGGUGGCGCACGCAGCUUUUGUGUCCUACAUCUUCUUGCUCUUCGCUCUCCCAGAAACAGUUCAGGGCCGCCUGCAGCGCCUCCGACAUCGGCCGUAGGGUUUUUCGCUUCGUCCUCUUUCCCCCUCCCAGGAGCAGCAUUGAAAUGGCUCAGGAGACAAACCAAACCCCUGGGCCAAUGCUGUGUAGUACAGGAUGUGGAUUUUAUGGCAAUCCUAGAACAAAUGGGAUGUGUUCUGUUUGCUACAAAGAGCAUCUUCAGCGACAGCAGAAUAGUGGUAGAAUCAGCCCAAUGGGUAAAGGGGCAGCUAGUGGUUCAAACAGUCCUACCUCAGACUCUGCAUCUGUACAGAGAGCAGAAAACAGCUUAAACAGCUGUGAAGGUACUGCUAGUAGCACAUCUGAAAAAACAAGAAAUGUGCCUGUUGCCGCUUUGCCUGUAAUGCAGCGAAUGACAGAAAUGAGCAUUUCAAGAGAGGAAACAGUAUCACUGAAAACAGAAGCCAAGCCAGUUGUUACUCAACCAAGCCCAUCAGUUUCUCAACCUAGUACUUUACAGAGUGAAGAGAAAGCUACUGAACUGCCUAAACCAAAGAAGAACAGAUGUUUCAUGUGUAGAAAGAAGGUUGGCCUUACGGGAUUUGAUUGCCGAUGUGGAAACUUAUUUUGUGGACUUCACCGUUAUUCUGACAAGCAUAAUUGCCCAUAUGAUUACAAAGCAGAAGCUGCAGCAAAAAUCAGGAAAGAGAAUCCAGUUGUGGUGGCUGAAAAAAUCCAGAGAAUAUAAACUAGCCUACUUGUGAAAAGACAGACUUACUUGUUUUAUUUUAAUAUACUCUAGGAAAGCAUUAAAGAGCAGAUGCAUGGCUGUUUUCCUUUGUUCUCCAAAGUUUUAAUUUUAGCCUUUUCUGUCUUAAAGGUGUUUCAGAGUGUUUGGGUGUUUGUUACAGGCAGAAUUGGUUAGAUACAGUCCUUGAAAAUGCAUAUGCUCUCCUCAGAAUAUGAUUGGAUGAUCAGAACCUGCACAGGAAUACACAUGCUCAGAGGACAGGCUCUAGUUCACAUGUGCCAAACAUAUAUACUAUCUUCAUGUUUGCAGCAAAUCUGCCUUUUGAGAUGAUCAGGGUGUAUAAAACUAGCCAAAGACUAUGUGCCUGUUUGGGAAAAGGAUAUGUCAAAAAGGUUGGUGAUCUACUUGUAUAAUUUAAAAUCUUGUUCUACUUUUAAUUUCCACACUCCAUUUUUUUCUAGCAGAAUGUAAGUCAUGUAGAAGGCUCUGCCUUCCAGUAAGAUGAGUGUUGGUGCUAUAUUUAAUAAAAACUAAUUUAACAAUUGCAAUGGGAAAAAUUUAAAAAAAACAGGUAUGUAUGAGAAGAAAACUAUUUUGGAACAGAUUGACUUUAGAAUAAUGAAAAUAGUUACCCAAAGGAAAUUUCCUGUUAAAAAAUUAAGAACUGGCCUGCAACAGUUGUCUGCUUUUUCUUGCAUAGCUAAAAAUGAUGUGUAGCACAAUAUUGUGUUAAGAUUGACUUACAAAAAAAAGUUACAUAUGUGUGGGAUUUUUUAGACACUACUUAAUUUCAGUGUGUUCUAGGUUCAAAAGAAUAUUAGGAGAUUUUUUGAAUUAAAAAAACCCCACUGUUUUAAAUGUAUCAAUUCCAUACGCAACCAUACCCAACAUGGCUGCUCUAGACUUAAGUAGGAGGUGGAACCACUUUUGGAGAGCUGCUUUAUCAUAUUUAGUUGUACUUGGGUGUAGGACUGUGGUGUUCUUGGGUGUAUUGCAUAGGUUCCAUUAUCUACAGCUUUGUAUAAUAACUAGAAAGGGCAGUAUUGUUCACUGAUGCUUGUCUGGCAAUAUCACUUGUGUUCUAAUGGAAAGGGUUUUUGUGAUGUAUGAAACUUGUGACUUUUUUAUAUAAUCGAGUAUAGUGUAGACUAAUGUUGUAGUAAUGCCUCUUCUCAUCUGUAAAUAGUUGUGUAUGUACACAAGAUGCUACUUCUGACUUUUAUUGCAGUGUUCAGUCUUAAAUUUUUAGUUCAUUAUUAAAAGCAUCAGGCUUUUGCUUUAAUUAACUUUGUUCUUUAAAUUUAGUUAUGAGAUACGUAAUCAUGUACAGAUAGUUCAUACUUAGGUAUUGCACAUAAUCACACUAUCCAGCAUCUAUGCUCUGUUAUAUUAUGUAAAUAAUAAAAGUAAUGUACAGAAGGAAA